Molecule: messenger RNA, 2067 nt
Organism: Heterostelium album PN500
Lineage: Eukaryota; Evosea; Eumycetozoa; Acytosteliales; Acytosteliaceae
Exons: 3
Coding region: 1-2067 (688 amino acids)
Source: RefSeq, a predicted model, not a curated record
AUGAUUGCUGCUUGCGAUGCUGCUUGCUAUCGAUUGGGUUUCUUAUUGGGUCUAAUAAUGAGUGCAAAAAAUGAAAAUAGAGAUAGCAGUAUCAUAUCAACAGUUUUAAAAGAUGAAAAACUAUUAUUAUUUAUAUUAUCAAAAGUUAAGGAUUACAGAGGUUACCAACGAUCUUUGGUGCCUGUAAACUUUACAAGAAAGAAUAAAUAUGAUAUCAAAGAGAAAGAUCAUCAAGAAGAUGUUGAAAUGUUAGAUGAAGAAGAUCAAGUAGACAAUGAAGAAAAUGAAGAAGAAGGAAAAGAAAAAGAAGUAGAAGAAGAGGAUGAAGAUCAACCAAGUUCGAAAAAAAGAAAAUCAGAAGUUUUGGAAGAGGAACAAGAACAAGAACAAGCAGAAGAAGAAGGAGGAGAAACAAACAAUGAUGUCCAAUCUUCCGAGGAAAUCUUCUCAAAACCUGUGUUUCCACCGAAAUACAAGUUAGAUGGUCACGGUUAUUAUUAUCAUCCUUUAUCGAUGAUCAAGAGUUACAAUGUUCAAUAUCUCGGUUACGAUGAAAUGGUGGAUGCCUACCAGAUGGUUAUCAACGGUAAUUUGGGUGUGUUACUUGACAAACUCAAGAGAGGCGGAAAUCUCACAUUCAGCCCAGUGCGCAAUGCCAGACAAUUCAUCAGAGUACUUUCCAACCAACCGGAACUCUUUGAUUUGCUCUAUACCAAGUUUGGUCACACUUUCGAUCAACGUGGUUCCAUCACUUUGGAUCUAUGCUUUGAAAUCGGUGCACACCCUGCAAUUAUCAAUAGGGUACUAGCGAGUACCACUCAUUACUCACACACCAAAUCCGUGUUAAAAUACCGAAGACUAGAGCUUCUUUCUAGUUUACACUUCAACCAUAUGGAUUCUAACGAUGCUUUGGCUGCUCUGUUGGUCGCCAUCGAAAUGGGAAAGAGUACACUCGUUGACAUUGCCGCUAGAUAUUCAAAUGUCGUAAGAUCGUUUUCACAAGACAAAGAAGUGCUGGCAAAGUUGUUGGAGAUCGGAGAUUUGGACCUGCUGAGUUGGUUCCACCAGGAGUUUUCAUUGAACAUUCACCAGGAUGUAUUGGAUAAAUACAGAGUUUCAGGUGGACAAUCCACUGUAAAGCCAGAGGAAUUCAAAGAGAAGUUAAAGGGGAUAAUGAACAGACCUUAUGUAGAGACCAAUCAGAGAUUCAUGGAAUUAGAGAUGGCGAAAUAUGGCAAUGGUGGUGUGGCAAUCAACGAGAAAGAAGACAUGGAUGCCUACAUGAUUCGUCAUUAUCCAUUUGUUCUAAUACAACAGGAAUCGUUCUAUCCAGAGAACGAUAGUCAACUUCCAAUUGUGCAAUAUCUCCACAAGCAUAUGAAAGAAACAUUGCUUAUCCCCACUCUUCGCUAUGCAAUUGGCAACCGUUUACCAGCGAUCUUGGCGUUUCUCCUCGAGAAUCUAACAAGCCGUACUGCCAGCUAUAAAAACUGCGUAAAGAUAGCAUUGGAUUGUCAUCAUCUCGAUAUCUUUGAACAGAUUGUAAAGUUUACUAUUGCAGAGGCGAAAGGAGAAGCAUCGAAAGUCAAAGCGUUGGCGAAAUACAUGCUCUCUGCGAUUAGAACGAAAUCUUUGUAUCCAGCUCUCAAAAUAUAUCUCAAACAUUUUGGACCGCAGUUAAAGUUUAAAGAUCACAUUGUUCCCUCGAAAAUAAGUUAUAUCGUUGAGAACCAAAAGGCAAAGGAAGCAGGAUUGGACUACGACAGUAUAGAGAACUACAUGGAUUUCUUUGAAGUUGGAGGAACUGGAAAGAUUUCACUUGUUAAGCUCUACCUUGAGUACUACGAAGAUGAAUACGAUGGCAACAUGAUAGCAUCGUCGUGUCAUGGUGCAAUAAAGGGUCGUCAAUUGGAUUUUCUCAUGGAAAUCAAAAAGCUGUUGCCAGAUUUCGUCUUUGAAAUCGAUAAGAGAUCAGAGAAAUCAUUGAAUAGCUACAGCACAAGAGAGUGCUACAAUUACUACGUUAAAGAAUUAAAACCAAAAGCAGAUUUAAAACAAGAAACAUAG